GGCGGCCAUCUUAGGAAGGUGGGUUUUGCUGUCGUAAGGAGCCUAUUGCUCCAAAACGACUCUUCCUUAAUGGAAUUGGAAAAUAUCGUUGCGAAUACAGUCUACAUCAAGGCGAGGGAAAGUAAGGGACAUUUUGAUGGCUCUAUAUAUCAUUUUAAUCCUAAAUAAUGUUGACAUUUGAUCGCAGUAAAGCUUUGGCCUUGCGUUUUAUUGCCGACUGUGAGAUCAAUAAUACAAGGCUGUGUAUAAAUAUUUCUAUAUUUAAUAUAUCCGUAUAGAUGUACAUAUAGCAAGCUCUACAUCACGUUAUUUAAGAUUCGAUCUUUAUCGACGUGUUAUGGACGUGCGUUUUUUUUGCAGGCAAAGCCAAAGGACGAAGUAAAAAGUGGCGUUCCUUUCUACAAUUUCCUCACAUAUCGCUCUGUCUGCAUCUCAAGAACGAACGUAAGUCACCUCACAUUUGUACCGUAUGCUAAUGUAAAUCUGUUGUGUCGAUGAUUAACUAACCUUUGAAAUAUCUUAUUUUUAGUCGACCUCAGUUACCACCAAAUUUACAGAGAACCUAUUGGUAGAGAUCUGUUUUGUGCAUUUUGCGCUUCAGAUUGCUUUGCAGAUUGUAAACUAUCUCGCUUGGACAGUUUUCUACGAGCAAUAGUAAGUCGCUCUUCAUUGUAAACCCCAGAGUCUACUUUGAUAAAUGCCAUACAUUUGUGCCGUGUUUAUAUAAAAUCGUCGAACAAAUCGAUAUACUUCUUAUCAAUGUGAGUUUGCAAUUUUUGGAAUUUCAAGUUCUCCAAUGACACAUAGCUAUGUCUUGUUUUAUAUGCCUAGAUUGACUAUGAAACUGCAGCAGAGAGUCAACGCAAAGAACUGGCCUCCAAGCUUAUUGAGGACUUUUUAAAUAAAGAAAAAGUAAGUAAACUGCUGUUGACGUAUUGGAAGUAUGUAUGUCCGUUCUGUCUGCAAAUUAUUAAAACAUAUUUAAAGAACAACUUGACUUCCUUGGCAUAUCUCUGUUGCCGAUCUAUAGUCCAUCUUUAUUUGUUUUUGCUUACAUUUUAAUUUAGACAGCUACAUUCCUAAAUCACGUUCAGAAGGCAAACCCUUGUAUCCUGCCGGUUGAAACAUAAAAGGAUACAAGUAUCAAACAUUUAUACGAAAUAUUUGCCCUUGUACAUUUCAAUGUUCGCAAGAACACGAUAAUAACGAAUUAGAAUCCUACUUUACAAAUUACAGUAAGCACUCAAAUGGCUUUUCGAAUACAACUCUCAGCAAAAGUAUAUGACUGCUUUUUGGCAUUUAUCGUAGUUAUCUCAUAUAUUCGCUAAUCCUUAAAUAUUUCAUUUUGACAUUUGACAACAGUCGCUUGGCUACAUCAUUACAGCGCAUUGGACAAUGUAUUUUGAGAUUUACACAUUACAUUGGUCUUUAUCUAAUUUCACUUCCUCAACUUGCUGACAAAAACGAAGGAAAUAUUAGCAGUUCGGCGGACUAAAAGCUUUGUCAAUAUUGGAUGCUGAAAUAACAGAACCAUCAUCAAGUUUUAUAAACAAACUUUGUGCAUGUCGUUAUUGAAUUCUCAUGCGGUAUUUUGAAUUUUUUAUAAAUUUAUUUUACGUUUUUGGUUGAGCACUGUAUUUGCAUUGAAAGAUAAGCUCUUUGGCUACAUCUAUUUACUUUUUUUUCAAUAAAAUUCCAUUUCCGAUGUCUGGAAAACAAGCAAACUCGUCGCGUUCGACUUCCAUGGAUCUCGCUUCCGGCGUCCAUGGCGUAAACUCAAUAGCGGAGCCACCUACUUGUAUAGCACAAUAGGAAACUAUAAUUUAUUCCCGUCCAAAUCAUUUUCGGAUUAUUCGUGUGCAAUCUGGGACAAUUCCUAGGCGAAAAGCGAACUCUUCAAGUAGAAAUUACUAUUGCCCAAGAGGUGAGGGGAAGAAAAAUUGACUUGGUGUAUAUUUCAUCAAAUUUCAGGCUUCCAGAUGUUGCAUCUGUAGGCAGAUCUAGCGCACAAAUUGCCAUCUGAUCUGAAGGCCCACCUGUGGCUGUAGAAUUUUGCCCUUAUCAAACAAAACAGUGUUUUAAAAUUUCCCUCCCCAAUAAACGUUUCCCUAAUCUACGACUAUGUGUAAUUUUUGAAGAAUUAAUUUUAGUGCACUCAAUAGUAUAUCUUAUUAUAUCACGUAUGCACUGUUGAAAAAAAUACGACUUAAUUUGGAUUAUCUUUUCUUGAAUCUAAUUUUGACUUCAGCUUUUCUGAUUAAAAUGUUAAUUUGUACGUUUGGGUGAUUUAUUGGGAAGUUGUGUUUAUAACGGGCUCAGUAUUUUAAUGAGGAUUCAAAGAGAUUACAUACAUUGUGAUCUUCAACUCUUGCAUGGCCAAGGAAUUUUUAUUGAAAAUUAUAAUAGCAAACUAUGCAUAUUUUUUUCAAAACGAAGUUUAAUUCUGUGAGUUCGAGUUUGGCCCUGUUCAUAUAAUCAUCGCUUCUAGAAUUGGAUAAGAAGAUAAGUAUAGAUCGGUAGAAGAUAACCAAGUUUUCGAUAGAAGGGGAAUGUGAGGGGGGAUUGGGUGAAAGGUUUUUGCCAUACCAAAAUGUUGAUAAAUGAACUAUAAACUAAGUUUGAAUUAUAUUAUGUGACAUUACUUCAAGUGGCAGAGUGGCUCCACAACAAGCCAGGUGAAAAUCAAGUGACUCCACAAUGAGAUGGCUGGCUGAAAAAUGCUUGACCAUUUUAUUUCCUUAUUUUGCUGGCAAAAAUACCAGGAAGUGUUCUAGUCCAAUGCUUUAAUGAGGUAUGAGGUCAAGUUGGUUCAAGUAUGUCAUAUUUCAAACUGACAUGACCUUGUAUCCUUGUGCAUUGUAGUGUACUAGCAAACCAAUAAACAUAGGUUAGGUAUCAUGGACAAGUGUAAAGCAUCGAUUGUUUAAUAUUAAGAUUUUCCUGUGUUCUUCAUGAGUUGUCAAAGAAUGGUUAAAAUCUUGUUUCCUUGACAAUUAUCAAUUUCAGCAUAGUUUCCAAGUUUGUUGUAAAUAUUCAAUUCAAUUACAUUUCUAAAUUUGGAAUAUUGGGUAUGGAACUUGCAAAGCCAACUUCGCAAGUUAGGCACAAGUUGUGCUAAGUACUGAAGUACUCAAUUAAAGUACUGAACAUAAAUUUGUAAUUUGCAGUGUUUCACUUAUAUAGGCAACAAAUUAAACAUAUUUCUUAAAAGCAUUAAAUAGUUCGUCAAAUUUGUUGGCCAUAUAUUUAGUAAAAUACUGCAAAUUGCAUGUUUAUGUUCAGGAGUAAAAAAAAAUACCUGUUGUUCCGGUUUCAUAUCGUGAAAAAAUUACGGUCGGUAGGUCGGAAAUAAUUUUUUUUUGAAUAUUUUUUCAUGGUUUUGGCGGUUUUUUGCUGGGCGAUUUGCAGUAGAGUCCCGACAUCAAUAUUAACUAGAGAUGCGUAUUUCCUACGGACAAAUUUAGGCAAUUUGGUUCAAUAAUUAGUGUGACAACAAUGCCAUUUUGGCACUCUGUAUGAGCAGCCCGCAACCACCUGGAGAAAAUAGGGUCGCACGGUCAAUCGCGUUGAAAAAAUAAUAGGGUCGGCAGAAAAAAAUAGGGUCGGUCGGGAACCGGAACCACAGGUAUUUUUUUACUCCUCAGUACUUUGGUACUUUAGUUCAGUAUUCUGGUACUUUAGGAUGCAACUUGCAAAGUUAGCUUUGCAAGUUCCAUGCACAACACUCCAAAUUUAGAAAUCUAAUUUGGAAUAUUCACAACAACCUUGGGAGUUGCGCUUCGAAAAAUGAUGUGAAAUCGACAGUAAUCAACAAUGUUCUGUUUUGUUCACAGGACAGCAGUUACUUAGAAGGCAUCAUUGAAAAUGGUGCUAUAGUGGAAUUUAAUCUUCUCUAUGCUGCGAGUGAUGCACUUUCAUCAGAACUUUUUAGUUCAUUUAAAAGGUGGGGCCAAAUUUUCGAUGUAACAAAUUAAACAUAUUUCUUAAAAGCAUUUAAUAGUUUGUCAAAUUUGUUGGCCAUAUUAGUAAAAUACUGCCAAUUACAUGUUUAUGUUUAGUCCUAAUUAAGCCCUCUCUUAUAGGACCACCCCCUAAAAUAGGCUACUUCCUUUCUUAGAGGAAGAAAUUUUUUAAGCUCCCUUGUCAAAUAAGCCUUAGUUUUAAUUAAAGGAAGAAAUUUAUUAACCCUUUAAUUGGCAAUGUGCCCCCUACUUUAUUAUUUUACUCUCACUGUCUGUUGCUAAGUGAUUUUACUUGUGAUUUUACUAAGUCAUUUUACUCAAUGGGGGUUAACUUAAGCCUUAAGGGAGAUAUAAACCUACAGAGCCAGGGAAUUGAUGAGUUUGACUUCAAACUGAUUUCAAACCAAGGUUAGAGGUUGGGUUUGAAGGAAAAUUGUCCAAGGGAACAUAGGUCCCUCCUGUCCCCCAGAGAGGUUCUAAGAGGGUUGGGAUUGAAGGAAAAUUGUCCAAGGGAACAUAGGUCCCUCCUGCCCCCCUCCCCCCAGAGAUGCUCACCAACAACCAAGAUAGCCGAGGGGCACUUUGAGGCUUAAUGAGUUACUGCACAUGAAUAAAAAAUAAAGUCUUUUGAGAGAAGAAAAAAACGGCACUUGUACAUGAAACUGAAAACUGAGUUCUGUUAUUGUUUAGUUCAAUUGAAAGUUAUUUUGGUGCUGAACCUUUUGAAGAAUUCAAAAAGAGCAUGUUCUUUGAACGUUUUCUACAAUGGAAAUGUUUAGAAACGUAAGUUGCAUCUAUUUGUUAAACAACAGUAUUUCAUUGUAUAGUACUAGUUGUGAAGACUAGGUUUUUUAUUCUUCAGGCAACCUGUCACAAAGAAGUUAUUUCGACAUUAUCGAGUACUUGGAAAAGGAGGUUUUGGUGAGGUAGGUCAUGUUGUUAAGAAGAAAAUGUCAUGAAUUUUUUGUGCUUUGAUCAAAUUAGUACAAUAUUCUACCAUUUUGCAGGUGUGUGCGUGUCAAAGUAAAAUCAGUGGUAAAAUGUACGCAAUGAAAAAGCUAGAAAAGAAAAGGAUUAAAAGACGAAAAGGGGAAGCAAUGGCCCUGAAUGAAAAGCAGUUGCUUGAAAAAGUUGACUGUAAAUUUGUGGUAAGUUUAUUUUAUAAUUUGAUCUACUUGUCAUUGCAAGUUAUUAGUUCUUGCCGUGCUGUGUUUAAUAGGUUUUUUGUUUGACACAUAUGGCCAUAAAUCUUCUAUUAAACCCUCUUAAAACGAAUAACUCUCCCUCCCAAAUACCCCCCUCCCAAAUACCCCCUCCCAAAUACCCUCCUCCCAAAUACCCCACACACACUUGCACACACACUACACCUUCAAAUAACCCAACACACCCCUCAAUAAAAUCUCAUCCUGAAAUGACCCUAUUAAUCCUGCUUUUAUGAUGAAGAAAUUUAUAAAGCCUUCCCUUUUUAUCAAACCCCUCCUCUAUUCAUAUACAUGGAUACUUAUUUAGAUGCCUUUAUUAAUUGAUCUGGAAGUUUAUGUUAAUUUACUGUGUUUCUUGCUUAUGGCAUUUCAGCGAAAUCAGAAAAAUUCCACCCAUUGUUAACCCUUUAAGUGGCAAUGUGCCUUGAUGCACCCUACCUUUUUAGUUUACCCUGUCUAAUGCCAGAGGGGAGAGUGCUGCUACUCAAUGGGCUAAACCUCCCACUACUCCAAUAAGCCCCACCUUUCCAAUAUGCCCUCCCCUGGCCUUCAAAUAAAUGGGGGAUAUCUUGAGUGUGGGAUUCUAGUGUACUGUAGAUAGGGAUGAAUACUUUUCAUGAAGUUGUUUGCAAAUUUCUGAAAAAUAUAGAAAAUACUUUGACAUUUCAAGCAAACGCUCUUUAGUUUGGCAAAUGAACUGUCUAAUUUUUCUUAUUUCUUUUCAAGGUGAGUUUAGCUUAUGCAUAUGAAACAAAAGAUGCACUCUGUAUGGUUUUAACUUUAAUGAAUGGUGGUGACUUGAAAUUUCAUGUACAUAAUAUGGGCAACCCUGGUUUUGAGGAAGAUCGAGCAUAUUUCUAUGCCGCUGAGGUCGCCAGUGGUAUCAUUGCGUUACACUCAAAAAGAAUAGUUUAUAGGUAAGCACAAUCCCUGUAGUUCAAUACACCCUUCCGGAAAGUUUUCAGUUUUGACUAUUGAAUCUCGUUUUGGUUAUUGAGAUUUUGAAUUUAGAGCCUUAUAUGUUACACAUUUACGAAAUCAUGCAAUUAUGUCAGUGAAUAUAAAAGACCUGUUUAUAAUCAUGUCAUCAGGAUAUUAGAUAAAGUGCUCUAAAGCCAAUGUCUCAAUCAUGGAAAGAAGCUCUAUUCUGUGUUUGCAAUGAUGUGAUUUUGGCAUUUCAGUUGACGGGCAGGCACAACAAAAAACGGCUAUUUUAACAUAUUGAUCGAGUUUAGAGACAGUUUAAGACUCAAAAGAUGAAUUACUGUUCAGUUUUUCUUGCUUCAACCAUUCUGGUAGGAGAAAAAUCGUCCACAAGUUGUUUUAUUGCCCUUCAUUUGGAUGAAAAGUAACGUGAUUGCAAACAAAGAAUAGCCAUGGCUAGGGUGUCAUAAGCACAAGCGUAAGAACAAAAAAUUCACAUGUGAACUGGUCGUAUUAGAAGUUGUUGAUCAGUUCAAAAUUAUCACUUCUUGUAGAGACAUGAAGCCGGAGAAUAUACUACUAGAUGAUGAUGGCCAUGUCAGAAUUUCAGAUUUAGGUUUGGCGAUUGAAAUUCCCGAAGGAGAGAACGUCCGAGGUCGAGUUGGUACUGUGGGAUAUAUGGGUACGAUUGUGGAUUAUCUUUAGGAUACUUUGGUUAGACGAUAGAUAUUCUUAAUGUAGUCAUAUGACUGAGUGUUGAACAUGACGACUCGGGUGCAUACUAGACAACGUACCGGAGGUUACGCCGAUAUUACAAUCUUGUACUUCUUUGUUUUCAACCAAGUACCACUUAGGUACGCGGAACUCUUGUUAUUUGCGUACUUACCCAAGGUAUUCAACUCCGUAAUUGAUGAUUCCCCUUAUUACGUUUUCGUGGCGCUUUGCAUUGUGGUUAUAGUGAUAUCACUGAUAAAAAUAGCGGCCUCGAAUGAAAAUAUUGAAUGUUUUCGCGAAUAUUUUGCUGUUAGCUAUCGCGCACCUGACCAUAGCUUUUUUUAAAAGUUCUUGCACGGGUCAGGACAAAAAAUAAGCCAUUUUGAAUAUCAGUGAUACCACUAUAACCACAAUGCAAAGCGCUGCGAAAACGUAAUGAGGGGAAUCUAGUAUUUAGUUGGUUUAUAAUGUGCAAGUCUGACACAUCUUGGCGUGAAACAUGAUUGGACUGAUUCAAGCACUGUUCACUCAUUUGACCUUUAGAACAGGGCAUGAAACAUGAUUGUUUGUGUAUGCAAUCCUGCUUCUUGUUCUAACUCGUAGUUUGAAAACCUUUCCAAAACCUGUACUUUAUAUACGGUAUGUUAUUAUGUCAGGUGGAUUAUAACCAGGAAUUCUUGGUUAAUAGUCCACCUAACAUAAUCUGGUUAAUUCAACCAUAUGCCUGGUUAAAUUAGCCAGGAAUACGGUUAAAUUAGCCAGGACUAAGUCAGGCCGAUGUUUUAGAUAUAACAUACAGUAUUAUUAUAUUACUUGGUUAAUGCAAUAACACGCAAGAAGCCAGGGUAAGGCGUAACUGUGGUUCAGGUUUCAUAUCGUGAAAAAAUAUUUUGAAUAUUUUUUUCAUGGUUUUGGCGGGUUUUUUGCUGGGCGAUUUGCAGUAGAGUCCCGACAUCAAUAUUAACUAGAGAUGCGUAUUUCCUAUGGACGAAUUUAGGCAAUUUGGUUCAAUAAUUAGUGUGACAACAGACGCCAUUUUGGCACGCUGUAUGAGCAGCCCGCAACCACCUGGAGAAAAUAGGGUCGCACGGUCAAUCGCGUUGAAAAAAUAAUAGGGUAAGCGGAAAAAAAUAGGAUCGGUCGGGAACCGGAACCACGGGUAUUUUUUUUACGCCUAAUGUCUAAAAGGGAUGGACGAGAGAGGUAGUUCACGAGAUGAUUCCAAAAUUGAAAUAAGAGUUUGCGUUAGUAUUAGAGUUAGUGUGGGGAUUAGGGUUAGGUGUGGGGUGAGGGUAAGGUUUUUACGUUUUAAUGAUCUUAAAAACUUGCGGCCAUCUUGAAAACCUUCCUCCAGUCCAUCCCCUUCAGCCACGACCAAGAAGUCAUGUCCAUGAUGCGUAAACCACAUUUCCUGUGAGGCUACGAUUUCUUUGGAUACUGAAAUGGUUAUUUGUUCUAUUUCAGCUCCUGAAGUAAUCCAAAAUGAACGUUACACGUUUUCCCCAGACUGGUGGGGUCUUGGAUGUCUAAUAUAUGAGAUGAUCCAAGGAAAGGUAAGUUCUACAUGUAUUUUAUAUGAAUAACUCAAUCAUUCCAAUUACAAUAUGCAGUUUUUUGAUCAUAAAUUACUUUAACCGCCUGUUUUCCACUACACGCGCGCGAAUGUGUUCGCGGAAAGAGAAUCGAAAAACAGAUUUCGGCAGUGUGAUUGGUUAAUGAAUAAAUUCCAGGGGUGGGUUGUACAAUGUAGGACUUCAAUGAUCUGGGGUUUUUUUUUCACUUCACUUGCCGAUUACCUAUAUAUACAGUAUGAACUUACGGUUACAGCUCAACAGCUGGCGUCUGUAGCUCAGUUGGUUAGAGCGCUGCACCGGAAUCGCAGGGCUGUAGGUUCAAUUCCUACCAGAGGACCUUGUGCUGCAUUUUUCGCAGUCGUUCCUGGUCAGGUCUUAAAAUGUAUAUAUAUACUCACUUGCAUUACAAACCCUAAGAACAGUGUACAAUGUAGCGCUAUCUACCACUAUCCGCCGGAUAAUUAUUUUUUCAACUGUUAUAAAAGUACUUGCAAAGCUGUAAAACUACGGAUAUGGACAUCGCAAUGAGUUUGUCGGUUAACCGAGUCAAAUCCGAGCCCGAGUCACUGUUUAGCGGUCUUUGUAGUUCAAUGACUUAGUACCCUAACCCUACUCCUAACCCUAUUCGAUUGUGAAUUUUAUUCAAUUUCGUCUUUUUUUAACACGACUCGGUCGUUUGACUCGGGUUCGGAAUUAACUCAGACUUGCAUUUGACUUGGUACACUGCAAAAAACGCCUAGCCUGUAACAUUGUUGUUGAAAACAGGCCUUUCUACAACCCAGUCCAGUGUUUUAAGUAGAGGUCAUGCGCUAAUUCUAUAUUCAAACUAUUUCCAGUCUCCGUUCCGAGCGCGGCGAGAGAAAGUGAAACGAGACGAAGUGGAAAGAAGAGUCAAAGAAGACACUGAGGAAUAUUCAGAUAAAUUUAGUAGUCACGCACGACAUAUUUGUACACAGGUAAAUACAAAACACGUGUCAAGAUGCAGGCAUUACUUGAGCACCGGUCACAUGAGAAUGAUUUCGAGGGGACGAUGAAAAGUCAUACACCUCCCCUUGGGAAAAAUGCAAUGAUAGAUCAAAGUGAAAAUUUCCCAAUUUGUAAUGCGCUAAGGCGCCCAUUUCCACACCCCGGACAGAAAAUGUUCCGAAAAUAUCAUUGUUAAAAGUUGAAGAUUGUCGGCCAAUUGCAUUUUACAAAAUUUUUUUAUGCGGAAAAUUUUCCUGAGUGGAAAUAAGCCUUUACGGUGUAUAUUUCGUAAGAAAGGUUUUCUGUUACAUUGAAACAGUGAUAGCCAUUCAUCUCUGUGUCAUUAAUGCAAUGCUACCAAAUUUCUCCAUUAGCAUCUGCUCAUUACUAUUAGUAUUGCUUUGGUAUCAUUCCAAGUACGCUCCUGUUCAUUCAAGCUAUAUGUUAUUAUUACUGGCCUUCCUCUCCAUUCAUUCAUCUGAUUUAAUUCAUAGCCAUCUGUAGCCUGAUACAUUUUCUCUUCCUUAAAUGCGGGUGGAUGGAAGGGAAAAGAGGUCUGACACAAAUCCCUGUCUAAGUGGAUGUAAAAAAGCCAAAAUCCAGCUUUUCACCUGAUCUGUCAAUUAACCAAAAAAUGUUUUCACAUAAAAAAAUUUUCUCUCUUUGAUCUGUCUUUUGAUCUGUCUUUUGAUUGGUUAGUGCUAAUUACAUUAUACUAUUGUUCGUGAUAUAUUUAGUAAUUUCAACUAUAAAUAGAUUGUUAUUAUUCUGUGAAAAUGACAUUUCCCGUCAGAGUACUGAGUGAUCAAAGGAAUUUUUAAUUUUUUUUGUUCAAACAACUAUAAUAUGUCUUUCUGUAGUUACUUUCUAAAGAUCCGAAGACGCGACUUGGGUGUCGUGAUGGAGGUUGGGAGGAAUUAAGAAGGCAUCAGUUUUUCAGGAAUAUUAAUUGGGCGCAAUUAGAAGCUGGUCUUAUAAAACCGCCUUUUGUUCCUGAUGUAAGUUGAAAAUUACAAGUACUAAUGCCUGUUUCAGACUCCACUCGCGUGCCGAAUUUAAUUGCACUAGAUGCGAUUCUGAAGCGACGUGGGGGCGGCAAUUCGGACGUAAAUGAGGGCCUGCCACGCAGGCUAUUCGGACGUAGAAAAUGUCAACGUUGCUAGAGACCCUAGAAAUGUUCUAUGAAAUUCGCAAUAUUCAAACAAAGGAAUAAUUUAAUCCUGCGGUUGCAAUGGUAAACCAAAGCUCUCUUUACGUAUUCUAUAAUACAACGCCCACAUUUCAAGCCACGCAAGGUGGUACUCAGGAAAUUGGUUUGUGCUAAAGCAGAAAUCUUCUCAAGCAUGAAUCCCCUCCAUUUACAUCCUUAAACUCCGUUAAACUCAUACGAUUGAUGAUACUCGAGAACUUUUUUUUCCCAAUAAUUUGAAUGAGUUUGUUUCGGCCGUCGUCGUUACGUUGCCUUCCCACAUUGUAAGAUCUCUAUGUCGCUGCAAUUAGCACUAUUUUCCAUCCAGCAAACUGACCUGACGUCAUUUUCGGAAGAUGGAAGAGGUGUUAAAUGGUUAUGUAACAAACCCUACCCCUACUCUAACCGCAACCCUAACUCUAACCCUAUAGAAUUAAUAACAAAAAUCAACGACUAUAGAAAAUCGAUAGUGCGGUUUGCUGGAUGGAAAAUAGUGCUAACCCUGCAACGUCCCAGCUGGUGGUAGGAUAUUGCUUUUCGAAAUAAAAAAUGGAUAUGAUAAGGAAAUUGCUGCACCCCUUGUAAAUCCACCUCUGCCCAUACCUACUUGAGAACUAACAGUGGGGAAAUCACGUCUGCGUAUGAAAAUUUCGUUUUCUUACUAGUACAACCUAGCACGUUUUGAUAAAUAUUUUCAUUUCCACGUAGCCUCGCGCAGUAUACUGUAAAGAUGUCCUCGAUAUUGAACAGUUCUCAUCAGUGAAAGGAGUAAGACUGGAUGAUAAUGAUGAAGGAUUUUAUCAUAAAUUCUCGACAGGUUCAGUCGCUAUUCCCUGGCAAACAGAGGUAACGUAUGUUUUUGCGAGACAGGUUGCUCAUACUUGCACUUAAAUGCUCACACUUGCAGUAUAGAAACAUGUUGGUUAGGUCUAAGUAAAUGUAUAAAAAUUCCACUCGAAGUUUUCAUAUACAAAUUCCUUCAACACUUAACAAUUAUUCGCCGAAGGCGAGUUGAUUAUCGGGGUGAUUAUACUAAUUAGUUAUAUCCAGUGAGAUGCUCAAAAUCCUGUUUAUUUACCCAUACACCUUACAUUGACAUCACCUCAGUAUUUAAACAUGAACUUGUGGUUAGAGCUCGACAACUCACUGUCUCUCUGUAGCUCAGUUGGUUAGAACGCUGCACCGGAAUCGUAGGGCUGCUAGCCUGUGUGGCAGGCUAUAGGGUUAUGUGCAGCCACGCAGGCUAUAUGCAGGCUACAGGGCUGCAGGUUAGACUGCUUCCUGGGUAGGUUUAACAAAUGUAUAAAAAUUCUACUCGAAAUUUCCAUCUACAAAUGCCUUACAAUGACUACACGUAUACCCUGUAUAGGAAACUAAGCUAUUGCAGGAUAGUCCCAGCAGGAAAUCAGAAACUGGUAAUCAGUCAUCAACGGGUCCACAGGGAAAGAAACACACGGAGGGGUUUCCCCCCCCCUCGCAAUAAUUGCCGAAACGCGCGCGCAAUCGAGCGCCUUUCCGGGCAAAGCCUGCUGAUAGUAACUAAGUUGUAAUAUUUUUUUAAAGCCAUCAAAGCUUGUUAACCUUUCAUUUUUAGCAAUCUAAAUUUGCACCCCCAAUAUUUGCAAAGUGUUUGUACUGGCAAAAUACAAUACUGAAUUAAAUUCUGCCUAUUUCUUAGAUGAUCGAAAUGGAAUGUUAUAAAGAACUAAACCUAUUCGGUCCAAAUGGAACGAGGUCGCCCGAUCUAAUUGGAGAUCACCCCCCGGAACCUGAGAAAAAUCCCGGAUGUCUCAGUAGUAUGUGUGGUGGGAAAUCAAAUAAUACGGUAAGGCGAAUGUCCAUUUAAAGUUUUACUUACAUUGGGGAUUUAUGAAUCUAUGAAUCUCAGCUAACCUUUUUAUUGUGAGGUUGUGAAUUAGGACCGAGCCUUGUGUAGCUUCUGUACGACUAGGGGUCAUGUGAGGAUUAUUCUACUACUCUCUUUAGAUAAGGCGCUAAAAAAAUAACUUUGUCUUAUUUUAAAGAACUUUUAAAGUUAUAUAUGAAGACCCUUUACAACUUUUUCGUACUUUGCUUGGUUUUCGAAAUAUUUUGAUAAAAAGCAGUGUGCAGUUCGCCAUCUUGGUAUUAUAAUUGACCUAAUUAACUGAGUUUCUUAAUUGUAAUGUGUCGAAAUGACGCAUGUUCUUUGAAACCUACCUAUAACGGAAGUUUUGCAUUUUUUUACACAAGAAAUUUUUAUUUUUGGAUGUUGCUGCCAGGAAGUAAAAAUAUAUUUUAUAGGCCUAGAUGCGCCGGCCAAAUUUGUAAACUGAAAAUGAAGAAAAUUUUCAGUUUGAAUAGGGGAAUUCUUCAGAGUAAUCAGUUGCGUGGACACGCGAAGAAAAUUUGAUGUACAUUGUAUUGUACCCCAAGCCUCACGAUGUAUCCAUAGUCUGUCAAGAUAUGAUGGAUUGGAAUGGAAGCCCGGCAAAUUUCAAAGUUACAAAUAGAAGAUUUGAGAUUCAUCUCGAAUCUUUUGUAUCAACUUCAUUAAAUAUUAUUCAUCGUUGUUGCACGUUUCAUCUCAGCUAUCCCUAUUGGACGAUUACUUCAGCAGUAGAAACACCAGGCGGAAAUCGGAUUCUAGUUAAAAUAUUAUUGCCCAGCAAAUAACUCGUAAAAGAGGCAUAUUCCAAAAGCAUUUGGUAUAUAAAAAAUAUUUACGUUACUCAACAAAUAUUUUUUAUAUACCAAAUUUUUUUUAAAUGCCUCUUUUACGAUUACUUCAUUAUACGAAAAAACAUUAUAAAAACAUAACACAUUGACUUCUGUUUAGUUUCCAUCAUAUCUUGAUAUAGACUGUGGUGUGUCCGCCAGCACCAGCGGCUACGCUAAUGGACCAUUUGCAUUAUAGACUAAAUUUUGAUCUAAACUAGUCUAGACCAAAAUUUCAUCACAGCUUGAAAGAGCAUCACAAAAUUAGUAAUAUUCCAAAGUUUCGUUGCGAAAUGUUGUAAAAUGCGGAUAAUAUAGCCUUGCGAAGUUUGCCGUUUUUCAGUCAUUUUGCAUUACGCGGGGGAAAUUGACAGCCCAAUACCUACCCAAUACCCUUUGGAGCUGUCAAUUUCCCGUUUGUAAUACAAAAUGACUGUAAAAACGGCAAACUUCGCAAGGCUAUAUUAUCCGCAUUUUACAACAUUUCGCAACGAAACUUUGGAAUAUUACUAAUUUUGUGAUGCUCUUUCAAGCUGUGAUGAAUGUCUAGACUUGUUUAGUUAAAAAUUUAGUCUAUAAUACAAAUGGUUCAUUGUCACGCCAGAAAACUGAGGAUUCAACGUCUGAACAUUCACAUAAAAUAAUUUCACAAGCCGAUGUAGAGGCGAAUUCGAGCACAGCUAACCAUGCCCUCGUGAACAAAUGGAAUCGGACGAAUUGUUGCAUGAUUCCGAAUUUCUCCGCUCUCAUUGAACAUGGUCUGAAUAAUUUCACGUGCAUAUAUAAGUGAAUCCAUUUUGUUCUAGACAGAAGCGACAGAAACAACAACCACAACAAUCAGUUGAGAGUCCACCCACACCUUCGCCACCAUAGUAUGCAAUGUACAGACGGGUCGUAAUUUAUAUGGUGGAAAUAUUUUUAAUUCCGACCAAAAUACGUGGAUCAGACAAACAAGCUAUACGAAAACUCGAAAACUGAGCACCAAGAUUUGCAAAUUACUUAAGGCUGGUCCAGUAAAAAUCUCGUAAAUAUUAGAUACAGAAUAUGUGUUUUUGUUGCACAUGUUUUAGGUAUUUGGCUGUACUGCAUGCGCAUGCUUGAACCCUUUUUAUGUCUGGUUUCUAUUUUUCAAGUCAUAUUUGACGAUGUGAAAUAAUCUGGACCCAUCCUUUUUUUCUGUGCUGCAUUUAUUUCAAUCUUGUACACUCUUAAUACGAUACAGCCUUUGGGUUGACAUAUGUAGUGAAAUCCAUUUCCAGUCGACAAUUUUUAGAAAUAGAAACUCAAGAACAAAACGUACUCCCAAUUCUUGACUUGCAACUUAACCCUAGAAUAUUGAAAAACAUUAAAAUGUCGGCCAUGUUGGUGCCAAAUUCAAUGAAAGAUAAUGAGAUUCUUUUGUUGAAAUACCACUAACAUGGGCGCCCGCACAAGUAGUUGAAGUCAAGAAUAACAGCAUCUUAUGCGGCGAGCUCUCAAGAUAUGUGUCAACAACAAGAAAAUACGAUAAACAGUAAUAGUUGGGUUUUAUUUCAAAAUCAUCACAGUCCAGGCGCCCAACAACGAAAAUGGACGCCCAAAAUUCUGGGGGAAAGGUUGAUCAACGUGAUGGUGCAUGUACCUGGUUGAGUAAACGUUUGAACAAUCUCGAAUGAGCUUUAGUAGGCUAGGCUGAAAAGAUACUGACAUGAAGUAACGUAAACCUCUAAUACUGUUUAAGAGUCUCAGACCCAAACUUCAAAGAUUUUCUUCCCCGCUCCCUCUAAUAUGUGCAUGUGUCAUUAUACCAAAAUUGGACAUCCUCUUACAGGAUCCUGCCUACUCUAUUUACAAAGUAAACUGAUAUAUUUAUUUGCGAUCCAGGAACGAUAACACCAUCAAGUAACAAAGACAUAUUUAUAGAAAUCAUUAGCACUAAUGACCGGAAAGAAUGGUAUGAGAAGAAAGUGAGAUGGUAGCAAAGCGUUAUGGAAACAGAAUAAGAUCUUUGUUUUAAGACCUGCGAUGGAGUUUUGAAUUUGAUGUGUAAGACAAGACUUCCAUGAAAAGUAGUUUUAGAUGUUACAGCAUUUGAAGAGUAGAGACGUUCGUGUUUAUAAGGUUGUUAAAGUUAGUCGUAACGUCGUUUGUAUCUUCUUAAUAUUGAAACAAAAACACAUUAUUCGGACUGAAUCAACUCGAAAGGUAAUGAUCAAGAUGAAUUACCUAAAAUUUGGCUCAGAUUACCACUUUUAGGCACAAAAGGCGACAAUUUAGUUAAAACAUGCAUGAGAAAAAAGCUUCGUUGGCAUUCAAAAGUUCAGGUCAAUUUUACAGUCAUUUAUGAUAUUAAAUAAAUGCCAAAAAUUAUAUAUUUCACAUAAAGCGAAGAAAAAAUUCCGGAACUUUUGCGGCACAACUAAAGCCGGUGUCCUAGCAGAUUUGGACCCCUCGGUCCAAAUCCGCUGGAACUAAUUAGAAAAGACAAUGAAAAAUUCCGCCUAAUGGAAAACCGGCUUUAGUCUAUGAAAUUAACUGCCCCGGUUGCUAUUCUAAACAUAUAGGAAAAACGGAAAGACGCUUAGAUGUAAGGCUUUCGGAACACUAUAUUCCUGACAAAAGUGCAUUUGGUAAUCAUCUCACUAACUGUGAACAAGCACAACACAUUAACCUUCGCAAUCUCGAUUAUUAUUAUUCUCUUUGACAAUAUUAACAAACUCGAAGAUGCAAACGAUGUUACGACUAACAAUGCACAACCUUAUAAACACAAACUUCGAAAUGACGAAAUGAUCUGCUCUUCAAAUACUGUAACAUCUGACAAACUAGUUUUCAUUUCAGCCUUAGACAUCAAAUUUAAAAAUCCGUCGCUGAACAUUGGUCUUAAAGGCUAAAGCAAGGAUAUCAUGCUGUUUCCAUAACGCUUUGCUACCAUCUCACUUUCUGCUCAUACCAUUCUUCCGGUCAUUAGUGCUAAUGAUUUCUAUAAAUAAAUCUCUUGUUAUUUCAUGUCAUCGUUCCUGUAUCGCAUAGAAAUAUAUCAGCUCACUUUUUAAAUACAGUAGGUUUGAUGAUUUUGAAAGAAAAUCGAAACAUUGUAUAUCGUGUCUUCUAGUUGGUACUGUAACUCGACCACACAAGAUGCUAUUCGGAGUAUCUUUUGUUUAUGUAUAGUCUAUAUGGGGAAUGCACUGUAAGAAAAUAUAGGAAUUGCAUUCAGAAUUACUUUGAAGAAAGCGCUCACAUGCACUUGUAGCAAAUCAAUACAGUCACGCAUUCUGUAUCUAAAGACUUGUUCAAACGAACUAGUUUAUCGUAUCCAAUUCUCAUGCCCAACCGAGUAAGACUGUUAGAGCUAUAGCCAUAAUUGACAGUAAUGAACCUUAGAGGUGCCACGUCACGUGAUUUUUAAACGAUGAAUUAUUGAGUCAAAAGUAUUCCACAAUGCACUGUGCAUUCCAGAAGUCCUCUGUAAUACAAAUUGCGUGACGUAAGCACUUCUAAGGUUUAUUCUGGAUAUAGAUUCGACAUUGUCUGUAUGGGUUAGGGUGUUGGGUUAGUAUCAAGGUUGGUGAGAGAUGGUUAGCAAUCAAACAUGAAUCUAUAACCAUAUUUCUGGUUCGUGACAGGAGCCUCUGCAGUGCUUUCUCGCAUUAAUACGUUUCUUUGGCUGUAGAGCCUCGUUUUAGUUAUUUAGACGAUAGGUUUUAACUAAUUUCACAUACACGAAAACGAGACUCUAUUGGCAAAGUGACAUACUUUCCGGAAGGGGGUGUAUUGGAUUCGGCAAAUUGGUUGGUCUGAACAUGUCUUCAUAGACAUCCUCAACUUCGUAUUCAAAUUGCCCGAUGUUCACAUCUUUUAUAAUUCUUUUUAUUUAUGUAUGAUAUUCAAUGUAAAAUGUAUGAAUUGAAAGAGUGAUACAAGGUAUAAACAUAAACUGGGGGGUUGCCAGCAUGACAGACGGUAAAUUGGCGAGUGAAAAUGGGGGUACUUUGCAUACGAAGCUGAAGAGGUAUAUGGACACUUGAUGAAUUUACAUGAUCGUACAUGAAACAAUAUGUGAAAGUCAAGGUUUCCUUGGUGACGGUUACAGUCGCCACGUUACAAGUCAUGUCUUGGUAAUAGCGAGCUUAAACAAGCGACGCUUUGUCAACAAGGACAUCAGUUGCCGAGGGGGGGACAGGAUUAGAAACUGUGUUUGUAUCAGUUUGUGGUCACUUCAACCAUAGCAUAUCGAAGGGGAGAUGGCUGUGAAACUCAUUAGAAUAACAAUAUAACUCGUUAUCUAUGUUGGUCAACGUUUAUUCAUAAAUUUAGUCCUUCACCGUCACGUGUGUAUUGUAUUCUUGCCCAACUAACCAAUAGCAAUGUUUUAGGAAAGUCACCUAUCCGUGACUCGAACAAUAGGGAAACUGGAAAUUGCUAUUGGUGGAUUUGGCAGAAAUACAAAUACACACGUGACGGUGAAACGACCAGAUUUAUGAAUACACGUUGACUAACACAGAUGAGUUGUAUUGUUAUUCUAAUGAGUUUCACAGCCAUCUCCCCUUCGAUAGUCUAUGCUUCAACAUAUAACAAAACAUAAGAUUUUUAAAGUUCUUUUUUUUGCUUUCUUACACGAGCACUAUGAGGCAAAAUGCCGCCAAAAUUAGUUAUACUAAUUUUCGGGUGAUGUCCGUGUUGAAAAAAAAACGUCGCUUCCUCAAGUUAAAUAAUAAAUGCUUGACAUGUACCAAUGUAUCAUUAACCGUUAGCUUUUUAAUGGUGAUUGGUUAGGAAAAAAAUACGUAUCCUCCUUGAUUUCUCAGCUAUUGUUUCAUGUGCGUCUUAGCAAAUUCUAAAAGUGACUAUUAUAUUUUCUGGCUGGUCCAUCGUUGGCAUUGAUUGUACAGUUAUAAAGAACAAAUUUGAAGCAUUUUAGAAUAUAUCUUGUUAGUGUUUUAUUAUUGACAGUAUCAAUGAUUAUUUACUAUCGUUAUUAUCAUCGCCAUUAAUUGUUAUCAUCAUCACCACCAAUACCACCAUCACCUAGUCAUCACCAUCACCACAACCAUAUUAAUAUACGACUUAUUGUUGAUAGCGGAACCAACAUUCGUAUAGAAACGGACUCCCUCGUAUCUAUGCCCAUGACCCUAAAUCGCGGAUUGUCCAUGGCAGGAAGCAUUUUUCUGACCACUAUGUGAAUUCACGUCACGUUACGUGUAGUUUCAGAAUCUGUAGUUCUACAGAACGAGGGACCUUCGCCAAUCUUUCGACACACCGAAGGAUCAGGGCAUGACAAGCCACCCUGAAGAAGCAUGGUAUUCUGCAGAAUACUCCAAAAUUGCCACAAGAAACAAUCAAAUAUUUUGGAUAAUAUCACAGAGCACUCGUGCUGCACGAAACGUGAAACUUUCAAAGCACGUCUGUAUCAAGAUAGCCCU
Messenger RNA from Paramuricea clavata, 18630 nucleotides. The record is from the annotation of a GenBank genome assembly. Lineage: Eukaryota; Metazoa; Cnidaria; Anthozoa; Malacalcyonacea; Plexauridae.